AUGGAGUUGACGCAGCUCACGUCGUCCAUGGCCAUGGGCUGGUGCGUGCUGUUCUGGGGCCAGUGGUUGUUCUGGGCCGGGACUGGAGGUCAUGGCGUGGGCACUGGCUCGAGGAUGUCGGCCCGCAUGUUGAUGGCCAUGGUGUUCUCCAUGGCGUGCUUCAUGGCAAUACGGAUCGUGGACUUCUUCGCCGACAGGGCCAGCAAGAGCACGCAGAAGGGCCUUCGGCAGCUCCUCAGCACCUUCGGCAUUGUCAUGGGGCUGACCUGGGAGGCGUGCUUCACCGAGGCCAUUGACGGCAUCACGGCAGACUACGACGGAUCUUACAAGACGGUCUUGGACUUCGGCAUCACGUUCUCCUUGUGCGCGGUCGUGUUGCCCGCGUGGGCCAUGUACAUCUUGCCGAAGGUGCUGGAGGACGAGGAGCAGAAGAAGGACAAGGAGAAGGAGGCCAACGGACAUGCAGAGGAGCUCGGCUCAUUUGGUGACGAGUCCAUGACCGAGUGA
Molecule: messenger RNA, 507 nt
Organism: Prorocentrum cordatum
Lineage: Eukaryota; Dinophyceae; Prorocentrales; Prorocentraceae
Source: the annotation of a GenBank genome assembly